Molecule: messenger RNA, 2610 nt
Organism: Pteronotus mesoamericanus
Lineage: Eukaryota; Metazoa; Chordata; Mammalia; Chiroptera; Mormoopidae
Gene: NR1H3
Product: nuclear receptor subfamily 1 group H member 3
Exons: 12
Coding region: 636-1979 (447 amino acids)
Biological process (GO): negative regulation of inflammatory response; cell differentiation; negative regulation of transcription by RNA polymerase II
Molecular function (GO): RNA polymerase II cis-regulatory region sequence-specific DNA binding; zinc ion binding; nuclear receptor activity
Source: RefSeq, a predicted model, not a curated record
CUGUUGUGGUUGGGGGAAGGAGCCGUGGCCCGACCUCUGGGCAGUCCCUCCUCUCGGCCUUUCCCCAUAUUACUUCCCUGGGGCUCCAGCCCCUGUCUUGCUCAGCUCCAGCUUCUCGGCCAUCUCUGAGGCCUCUGGACAGGGACUGCACCGCCCUCCUCUCUCAGCAAGGGGGCUCCAGACACUGCCCCAGCCAGGAAGUCUGGUGGCCUGGGCAUUCGGAAUAAUGCCUGAGGGGCCGUGAGGGAGGCGGUCCUAUAUGUGAGUUGGGGCAAUUCUUGGAGGCCACGGGUCUGUGCUGGGAUCCUGGGAAGUGGCAGGGGUGAGGUUAUCUAACAAGUGGCAUGUUUCGCUGGGCGGAGUGAGCCUCGAUCCGAGGUCCUGGUCCUGCCCAGCUUCGGCUGUCCCCAGUGCUGGGGUGAGGGCGAAGAGCUCUGACAAAACCAGGGCAGGUGUGCCCGCACGUCCCCUAACGGACUGCAGAAGAGCUCUCUGGAGAGAAAGUGUCAUCGUGGCCAAGAGCUCAGAUUGUGGAGUCAGAGAGACCGGGGUUGGAGUCUUGGCUCUGCCACUGCCUAUCUGUGUGGCCAAAAGGAAGGGCAGACCGUUGGUGAUGUCCAGGGCUUCAGGGAGAGAUGUCCCUGUGGCUGGAGGCCGCCGUGCCUGAUGUCUCUCCGGACUCUGCCACGGAGCUGUGGGAACCAGACGCACAGAAUGCGAGGGGCCCAGCGCUGAGAGGCAGCAACGGCAUCCUCAGGGAGGAAGCCAGGACGCCCCAAUCAGCUGGGGGCACUUUGGGGGUGGGGCUGGAGGCAGCAAAGCCCACAGCCCUGCUCCCUGGGAUGGAGGCCCCUCCAGAGUCAACAGAGCUCCGUCCACAGAAGCGGAAAAAGGGGCCAGCGCCCAAAAUGCUGGGGAAUGAGCUGUGCAGCGUGUGCGGGGACAAGGCCUCUGGCUUCCACUACAACGUGCUGAGCUGUGAGGGCUGCAAGGGGUUCUUCCGCCGCAGUGUCAUCAAAGGGGCGCGCUAUGUCUGCCACAGUGGGGGCCACUGCCCCAUGGACACCUACAUGCGCCGCAAGUGCCAGGAGUGUCGCCUUCGCAAAUGCCGCCAGGCUGGCAUGCGGGAGGAGUGCGUCCUGUCAGAAGAACAGAUCCGACUGAAGAGACUGAAGCGGCAGGAGGAGGAACAGGCUCAGACCACCUCCGUGCCUGCAGGGGCAUCCUCACCCCCCCAAGUCCUGCCGCAGCUCAGCCCGGAGCAACUGGGCAUGAUCGAGAAGCUGGUGGCUGCCCAGCAACAGUGUCACAGGCGCUCCUUUUCUGACCGGCUUCGCGUCACGCCUUGGCCUAUGGCGCCAGACCCCCAGAGCCGGGAGGCCCGGCAGCAGCGCUUUGCGCACUUCACUGAGCUGGCCAUCGUGUCUGUGCAGGAGAUCGUUGACUUUGCCAAGCAUCUGCCCGGCUUCCUGCAGCUUAGCCGGGAGGACCAGAUCGCACUGCUGAAGACCUCUGCGAUUGAGGUGAUGCUUCUGGAGACAUCUCGGAGGUAUAACCCUGGGAGUGAGAGUAUCACCUUCCUCAAGGAUUUCAGUUAUAACCGGGAAGACUUUGCCAAAGCAGGGCUACAAGUGGAGUUCAUCAACCCCAUCUUCGAGUUCUCCAGAGCCAUGAACGAGCUGCAGCUCAACGAUGCCGAGUUUGCUUUGCUCAUUGCCAUCAGCAUCUUUUCUGCAGACCGGCCCAAUGUGCAGGAUCAGCUCCAAGUAGAGAGGCUGCAACACACGUAUGUGGAGGCCCUGCAUGCCUACGUCUCCAUCCACCACCCUCAUGACCGACUGAUGUUCCCACGGAUGCUAAUGAAGCUGGUGAGCCUCCGGACACUGAGCAGCGUCCACUCAGAGCAAGUGUUUGCCUUGCGCCUGCAGGACAAAAAGCUUCCCCCGCUGCUCUCUGAGAUCUGGGAUGUGCACGAGUGACUGUCCUUCGCCCUUAUCUUCUGUUUUCGGGGAUGGCUGAGGCCCCAGGGCUGCCUCCUAGAGCAGACUGGAGCAGACUGAGAAGGGCAAAUCUUCCUGGGAGCUGGGCAAAAGAGAUGCUCAAAGUGACAUUAAAGGAGACUCAAAGGGUUGGGAGUUUGUAGCUGCUGAGCAUUGGGGAUCCUGCCAAAGCUGUGCUCCAUUUGAAUACUAUACUGACCAACCAAAUGUACGAACCUGGGGCCACUUUGCACUAGAUUCUCCAGGGCCCUGCCGAUCCUGCCUCCACUGUUUCCUGUCUUCCCCAUGGGGCCCCAAGAGAAAUUUUCCUUUGUCACUCUGCGGCUUGGCCAUAAAUGCCUCGGGUCUGCCUCCCUGAUAAGUCGGACCGGUGGUACUGUUUGUACAAGAAGACCAAAAUGAAUGCAGAAUGAGAGAAGCAAUUUCUGGACUGGGGGUGGGGGAGCGGCCACAGAGGAGGGAAGCCUGUGUCCUUUAGGUUCACCUCCAGACUCCGAGGAAGGAGACAAGCCCCAUGUGCCAGUCUCUUUUUAUUAGCCCCCCUGCACCCUGGGGGUCAAUGAAAUGCUCGUACCCCUUGGCCUUUUCAUGAUGGGAUAGGAGCGUCAAG